Molecule: messenger RNA, 522 nt
Organism: Caenorhabditis bovis
Lineage: Eukaryota; Metazoa; Nematoda; Chromadorea; Rhabditida; Rhabditidae
Source: the annotation of a GenBank genome assembly
AUGCGCAUUUUUAUGCUGACCGUGUUAGGGUGGCCUAGGAUGUAUGUUCCCGAACACAUAACCGCCACAGGCGAUGAGCUGCGCUACGGCGAGCAGCCUGAUAAACGGAACAGUGCUCGCCUCUCCUUAAUUGAAAAAAUGGAGGUGCCUGAUAGAAUCACUGUAGUCGGUGGAGACAUGUUCGGCCGCAUCGAUGAGGCUUACAAUCAAGGAGUCCAAAUUCCGACGCAGGUCAAUACGGGAAUGAAGGAUAUUCCCGAUAUUCUGACAAUGGCGGACACCGCGUAUUCGGAGGAGGAAAUCCGGAGACAUGUGGAUACUGCUCGAACUGAUAAUUCGAUAGUGGUCGACGAGGAUCCAUUGAGAGAACUGAAAAUGCUUAGAAGACAAAUGGGACGCAUCAAUGCUCGCGUUUAUGAGUUGGAGGAGCAAAAUGAAAAGAGAAGGUCAAGAGAAAGCAUGUUCAUCUUGGCAAUUCUCGGCAUCGCCAUCACCGCAGUCUGGUCGAUUUUCAAACAUUAA